UGCUGUCCAAGUUGUCAGCCCUGCCUGAGAUGAGACCUUGCUUGUUCUUUCCCUAAGAAAACGUCCCAUGGCACAUAGUGCACUUUAUGAACCUAGCUUCCUUUAGGACCCAGAGGAAAUCAUUUGCCCCGCGUCCAUUCCACGGGCCAGUUCCUGGUUUCAGGGGUAGGAAAGCCAUCACAGGUGAGGUGGCAUUGACACCGGUGCCUCGGGCCUAGGCCAGAAGCCCCUCGAACCCUGCUCUCAGGGCUUCCUCCCACACUGGAUCAUCAUGAAAUUGCACCGCAAGUCUGUGCUCAGUCUCUUCCAUGGGCAUAGAACACAGGCUCCGGACCAGGAGGGCAUCUUGCUAAAGAAGGGGACUAGAAACACCACCUAUCAGCGGCGUUGGUUUGUCCUCCGGGGAAACCUCCUCUUCUACCUCGAACACAAGGCAGACCACACACCCCUGGGCCUCAUCCUGUUGGAGAACUGCCAAGUGGAGCCCCACCUUAAGGCUGCAGAACCCUAUGCCUUUACCAUCCAGACUCCUGGGGUGGAAGGCACAAGGGGAAGGACCUACAAACUAGCUGCAGAAAACCAGGAAGAACUAGAAGCUUGGCUGUGUGCACUGGCUAGGGUGAGCUGGAGGCGGCUGGCUGCACUGCUACCAGCCCUGGAAGCCCAGUAUCAGGAGUUGUGCCAGGCAGCUGGCCAAGAGCCCAGCUCACCCCCAGAAGACAGUGGCUUUCUAGCUGCUCUCGCUGCUCCCUCCCACUUCCAGGAGUUGCAUGAGCGCAUUGGUAAGGAGAUCCGGGUGCUGCGGGCAGUACCUAGAGGGCUCCAGGAAGCCAGUGACAAUGCAGGCAGCAGCUCUCAGACAAAGCUGGAGCAGAAGUUCGACCAGUGUUUGUUGAUGACAGACUGAGAGUUGGACCAAGGGCCAAGAGCUACCACCUACCUACCUACCUGUUGAGAUCACAAACUGCUUUCAGAGACCAAGGCCCUGGCUUUUCCCCCUCCCUUCCUAGGCCUUCCCCAUAAGCC
Dipodomys ordii (Ord's kangaroo rat) is the source of this 1026-nucleotide messenger RNA. RefSeq names its product sesquipedalian-1-like. The record is from RefSeq and is a predicted model, not a curated record. The transcript has 2 exons. Gene Ontology annotation, biological process: endosome organization; receptor recycling; retrograde transport, endosome to Golgi. Gene Ontology annotation, cellular component: trans-Golgi network; recycling endosome; early endosome. The coding region runs from base 272 to 907 and encodes 211 amino acids. Lineage: Eukaryota; Metazoa; Chordata; Mammalia; Rodentia; Heteromyidae.